Messenger RNA from Aspergillus heteromorphus CBS 117.55, 1494 nucleotides. Its product is annotated as T6SS phospholipase effector Tle1-like catalytic domain-containing protein. Lineage: Eukaryota; Fungi; Ascomycota; Eurotiomycetes; Eurotiales; Aspergillaceae. The transcript has 3 exons. The coding region runs from base 1 to 1494 and encodes 497 amino acids. The record is from RefSeq and is a predicted model, not a curated record.
AUGAGCCUCGACCCGUGCAACUGCCCUCCUCCGACGCGGGAGCUAGUUCUCUGUUUCGAUGGAACGGGGAACACCUUCCGCGCGGACGGCGGGGAAAGCAACAUUCUCAAGAUCUUCCGCAUGCUGGAUCGCAGAAAGGAUCAUAGAUAUUGUUACUAUCAGCCCGGCAUAGGAACCGACAUCACGCCAGGAACCUUCGCCAACAUGGCCUUCCGCCCCUUUAGUAACCUCCCCGCCCACAAGGUCAUGGACCAGGCACUUGCCACUUCGUUCGACCAGCAUGUCAUCAACGGAUAUCGCUUCCUGGCCCGCCGCUGGGUGCCCGGCACGCGCAUCUACAUGUUUGGGUUCUCACGUGGGGCCUACACAGCCCGGUUCCUGAACGAAAUGCUCGACUUCAUCGGCCUGAUCUCGGCCGAUAAUGAGGAGAUCAUCCCUCUCGUGUGGCAGGCAUUUACACGGUACAAGAUUGCGCGAAACGAUAAGGAGGCGAACGACGCAGAAUACUUUCUCAAAAUGUGCCGGGACACGAUGUGUCGGUCUGUGGGACUUGUACACUUCCUUGGCCUGUUCGACACGGUGAACAGUGUGGCUGAGUUCAACAACGACCUCCAGAGAACGCAGCCAAAACCGCACAUCAUGCGACACGCGGUCAGCAUCGACGAACGCCGGAUCAAGUUCCAACCGGUACUGUUUGAUCAGCUGCGCGGAGCACAUGCAAGGGCCUGUCGAGUGAGUACGUGGGCCGAGCGAGCGGACCUCGAAUUCCAGAGCUCCAGCGGCCUCGUGCCGCCGCCGCCUUCGGAGACGGACUUCGAAGAAGUCUAUUUUGCUGGAGAUCACAGCGACGUUGGUGGUGGGUGGCCGCGCGAGCGCGGCAGUGAACGAUGGGUCGCCAGUCAAAUUCCCCUCAUGUGGAUGGUGGAAGAAGCCAUUGAGGCAGAUCUGACCUUUGACCCAACACAACUGCACGAAUUAGGCUGCUUCAACUAUAUGGCCCGGGAGAGGUAUGACGAGGUUGCAGUGAAGGAGGCGUCGGAGGCAGUCUUGCAUGAUUCCUUGCUCUAUGACUCCGGCAAAGGCUUGGAGACCUUGUUCUGGCGCGUGCUGGAGUGUCUGCCCAUCAAGCGUCCCAAGGUCGCCCCAGACGGUACGGUGCAGGAGACUAGAUGGCAUGUCGGGGGCCUGCGACGACCGCUACCGGAGGGGGCUAAGUUGCAUUUCAGCGUCAUUGACCGAAUGAAGAAGGAUCCGACAUAUCGACCAUAUAACCUCGGGGUGGGUAAUCGGCCCGACGUGGAGCGGGUCAUCGAGCACUGGCCGCAAGUCGUUCACGACAAGGAGCUCGGUCAUGACAAGGCCAUCGAGAAUGGGCAGAGGGCGAGGACCAGGCAGGAUGAGGAGCGGAGGACGCUGUGCUGGUAUUAUAGGUGGCAUCGGGGGGAGGCGGAGGGUGGCAGACGGCUUCACUCGCGGCGCUCGGAGAGGACUUGA